Sebastes umbrosus (honeycomb rockfish) is the source of this 3655-nucleotide messenger RNA. Its product is annotated as protocadherin alpha-4-like. NCBI's taxonomy places the organism in Eukaryota, Metazoa, Chordata, Actinopteri, Perciformes, Sebastidae. The record is from RefSeq and is a predicted model, not a curated record. Gene Ontology annotation, molecular function: calcium ion binding. Bases 786 to 3332 code for a protein of 848 amino acids. The transcript has a single exon. Gene Ontology annotation, biological process: homophilic cell-cell adhesion. Gene Ontology annotation, cellular component: plasma membrane.
CCGAUUUUAAUCUUUUUUUUCUCUUAUAAAUUCUCAAAUCCACGAAGAACUCAUUAUGUCACAGUUUCAAAACGUCAACUUUAGAAAUGUGUGGCUCUCUGCUCGUGUCUUUGAAUUUUGAAAACCUUGAUUUGGUUUUAUAUAGUAUAUGAUAAAUGAUGGCUUGAUUUCAGGUUCCUGGUAUUGCGCAUGUUGACUCACUGUCACUCUCACUGGAACACUUGAAUAGAACAGAGCCGUCGUUAGUGUUACUAUUAACACCUGUCGUUUUCUUUCUAUGGCAAGUCAAAUGCCUGCUGUGAGAAAGGCCUAUUAUGCUGGAUACGGUGUUGUGUCUGACUGUAGAAUGCUUUUCUCGCAUCAUUUUGUAAACUUAAAUUACCGGAUAAGCAUUUUUUGAUUCGGUAGCAUUUCAGUUGCAUUUUUACGCACAUAAAAAAAAGCCUGUGAAAACAUUUAGCCUCUCUUGGAAAUAUCAUUUGCUUUUCAAUACAAAUAAUAUGAAUGUAAUUGUGGUAGAUCUCCACGUGGUGACACUAUAGACCGUAACAUUGAGAGUUCCUGUGUAGUAGUUUCAGCUCCUCCCGGUUUUAGAUGACGAUGUGGCUUCUCCAGGCUUUGUCACAAAGAGAGAGCGAGAGGACAGAGGGAAGAUCGGUUGUAUUCAUUUGUACAAUAUGUAGGCAUAUUUGACGCAGUCUACAGUUGCAUUUUUUUCAUAGUUGUAAAAUUCGUGACGGGUUUUCCUUGCAUUUGGAUGUGCGUUUAAAUCACCGUAUGGAAUAAUGCCUGCGCCGAUGAGGACGUCUAUUGUUUGGUGUCUGGUGCUUGUGCUACUGGAGUGUUGCUGGGAAGCGGAGACUGGGCAGCUCUCGUAUUCCGUGUCCGAGGAAUUGAAUCCGGGGACUUCUGUAGGAAAUAUCGCCAAGGAUCUAAACCUCAGCCUUCAGGAUUUGGAAUCUCGUAUGUUUCAGAUUGUUACUGGAUCAAAAAAAAAAUAUUUCGAGGUAAAUGUAAAGACUGGUGUUCUCUUUGUGAAUGAGAGAAUAGACCGAGAGGAGCUCUGCGCGGAGGCACCAAAAUGCACUGUCAGUGUAGAAGCCGUGAUAAACAGCCCAUUAAAGCUGUACCGCUUAGAAAUAAAUAUACUAGAUGUUAACGACAACGACCCGGUAUUCACUGAGAAGUCUCAAACUAUAGACGUAGCAGAGAAUACUAUACCUGGAAUUAAAUUCGCUUUGUCGGAGGCUAUCGAUGCAGAUGUAGGUAAGAACACGGUUAAUGCGUUUAAAUUAACACCAAAUGAAUAUUUCUCUCUCGCUACAAUUAAAGGAGGAGAAAGCGUGUCUGCAGAGUUAGUGUUACAGAAAACGCUGGAUCGAGAGAAACAGCCUGUGAUACAUCUCACUGUGACUGCUGUAGAUGGAGGCACUCCACCGAGAUCUGGCACGUCUCAGGUUAUUAUUCACGUUUUAGACAUAAAUGACAACACUCCAGUGUUUAGUAAUCCCUUGUACAAAACUCGUAUAUUUGAGAACACGCCAAUCGGGACAACUGUGAUUACACUGAAUGCAACCGACGCAGACGAGGGGACAAACGGUGACAUUGUGUAUUCAUUAAGAAGUAAAGGGCAGGAUCGUAUAUUGGAGAUUUUUGAUAUUGAUCCCAUAACAGGUGCAAUAAUGGUCAAGGCUAAAAUCGACUAUGAAGAAAAUAAAGCCUUUGAGAUCCGUGCAGAAGCAAAUGAUAAAGGUCAGCCACCGAUGUCUGCUCACUGUAAAGUGCUGGUAGAAGUAAUUGAUGUCAAUGACAAUGCCCCUGAGAUCACAGUGACGUCACUGUUAAACACAGUGAAAGAGGACGCUGAUUUGGGUACUGCUAUAGCACUUGUGUCAUUUGUGGACCACGAUGGUGGCAAAAACGGCGAAGUGAAAUGUAAAAUCUUAAAUCAGGUUCCCUUUAAACUAGAGACAAACUACAAAAACUAUUAUUCUCUAGUAGUUGACGGGGCCCUUGACAGAGAAAUUACCUCCAACUACAACGUCAUCAUAUCAGCUACCGAUGAAGGGACUCCUCCUCUCUCUAACACUAGUGUUAUUACUGUUCAUGUUUCUGAUGUCAAUGACAACUCGCCUCGUUUCUCAGAACCAGAUGUUAAUGUUUACGUGAAAGAAAACAGUAAAGUUGGGGUAAUUAUUAAAACCGUAUCUGCAUCUGAUGCUGACAUUGACAAGAAUGGCCAGGUUAGAUAUUCAUUUUUAGACAGUAACAGUAACUCAGUCCCCGUGUCUACAAUGGUGAACAUCAACUCAGAGACUGGAGAUAUAGUCAGCCUGCAGUCUUUUAACUAUGAGGAGUUAAAAACGUUUCAGUUCAAAGUUCAGGCUACAGACUCUGGUGUUCCUCCGCUCAGCAGCAACGUGACUGUGAACGUUUUAAUCCUGGAUGAAAACGACAAUAAUCCAAAUAUUCUGGCGCCCUAUUCUGAGCACGGCUCCGUUAACAGUGAGAGCAUCCCCUAUUCUGCUGAAGCGGGAUACUUUGUGGCAAAGAUCAGGGCUGUAGACGCAGACUCUGGAUACAACGCGCUGCUUUCUUUUCACCUCUCUGAGCCCAAAGGAAACAACCUCUUCCGGAUCGGAACCAGCACCGGAGAAAUCAGGACUAAGAGGAGAAUGAGUGACAAUGACCUGAAAACUCACCCCUUGGUGGUGUUGGUUUCUGAUAACGGAGAACCCUCCCUGUCAGCUACUGUGUCUAUUGAUGUGGUGGUGGUUGAAAGCACAGCUGACCUUCAGACUCAGUUCAGACAUGUGCCCAUAAAGGAGGAGAGCUUCUCUGAUUUAAACCUGUAUCUGCUGAUCGCCAUUGUGUCGGUGUCAGUGAUCUUUCUGCUGAGCCUCAUCAGUUUAAUAGCUGUCAAAUGCCACAGGACAGACGGCAGUUUCAGCAGGUACAGCGCCCCAAUGAUCACCACCCACCCUGACGGGAGCUGGUCUUACUCCAAAUCUACUCAGCAGUAUGACGUGUGUUUCAGCUCAGACACACUGAAGAGUGACGUAGUGGUUUUCCCCGCACCGUAUCCACCUGUAGAUGGUGAGCUGAUCAGUAUUAACGGAGGAGACACUUUUACCAGAACUCAGACUUUACCCAACAAAGACAAGGUAAGAGCCAUAAAGAGCGAACACUAUCAAUCAGUGCAUAUUUUGUCUUUCAUAGGCUUAGCUGCUUUAAGUGAAGGAAAAUGUUGUUCCGUGUGUUAUUAUCAACACUUUAGCAAUAUAAACAGUCUGCUAGAUUGUUUACAUCUACAGUUUUUAUGUAGUGCUUAAAUGGGAAAAGCGCUCUCCAUGGUGCUGAUAUCUCUCUGCGUGCCUCAGUCGUUGGAACAUGCUUGAAUUCAUGUACUUAUGGCUAACUGGUAUUACUUGUGCCAUAGCUUGUCGGUGGGUCUGAAAAAAAAUGAAAUAAACAUCGUUGAUGUUUUUUCUAUAAAGUUGCAAAACAUUUUAGAAUUAUACGGGCUUAGACCUUUAGCAACAAAAACAUAAACUGGUAAAAUAUGGAGGAAUGAAAUGAAGGGUUCUGUCCAAAAUGAUUAUCUGGUUUGUAAAACGUGUUGUUUUGUUGGUUUGUUUUUCGGUGCUGGGAGCAC